This is a messenger RNA of Cuscuta campestris, 1735 nucleotides long. The record is from the annotation of a GenBank genome assembly. Lineage: Eukaryota; Viridiplantae; Streptophyta; Magnoliopsida; Solanales; Convolvulaceae.
AUAAUAAGAAGAUGGCGAGAUGCAAAUAAGAGUACACAAAAUUUAUUAAAAACAAAAUUAAGAGUACAUUGGCUUGCUUCAAUCCAAAGUAGAAAACAAAAAAACACAAAGAAUGAAAAUCCAUAUUCUCAAAUUACUCAAAUUAAAGAAUAAAGACCAAAUCUUCAAGGUAGGAGUGCCAAUUACACAAAGAUUGGUUUUUAGCCAUGGUUUUACUCUCCCCAAUGACUUAAGCUUGACCCUUUAGCUUUGUGGAAGAGGGAACAACAUCAUCACCCCAUUCCAGUGUAUUUCCCAAGAAAUUCACAAGACCAACUCAAACAAAUCCACCGCCCUUGGUAUCCAAUAAAUCAGCCCAGGUAGAAGGUUCCAUGGUCAGCACCAGUAGAUCCCAAGCAGUAGCGAAAUCCAGUAGUAGGUGCAAUUUCAACCUGUACGCAGCACCUGUACACAAACUGUCCUCAGGUUAUUGCACAGCAGCUCCAAGUUCCGUGCAGCAGCAGCUUCAAAGCAAUUCCAAAGCAGCAAAACAAACCCGAAGCAGAAAGAGACCACCAUCUCCUUUAAGUUGGAACACCAAAAUCAGGGACCAAGGUAUGAAAGGAACGGGUAGUGGUAGACCAAACCACAACAAACAGAAGUCACUCAGUGCAAGGGAUAAGUUGGUCUGCCAGCAACAUAUGCGUGCCAUCCCAUCCCUCAAGAAGACUGAGUUCCGCAAACAAACAGCACAAUGGAGUAUGCUAUUCGAAAAUGGCAGCACUCGAGAUCAUGAUUUGCCAACAGCAGCUUUGGGUGGCUCUCCAACGAAGUAGUCUAGCCAAACCCAGUGAUGCCACAGAAAACCAUUCCAGGCAGCUGGUUGUGUCCUAUUUCUCUUAACAAUACCAUUACAGCUUCAUGAACAAACACUAUAAGAAAUAUGUCCUUUAAUGAGAGUAAAAGCUGUAGUUAAAGAAAGAAAAACCUUCAUUAAAAAGUUUUAAUGAGAGGAAAUUUACUCCUAGAUUCAUAAGUUAUCAAAGAAGCCUACUUAGUUUUUUGUAUAAAUUUAUGGGGGCGGGGGAUUAGAGUUUAAGUCAAAAUAUCCCUGUGUAUAUACUUACUGGAACAUCAUUACCAAUCAGAGACAAAGAAGCAGCAUCAACCUAUUCAGUAACACCGUCAUCCAAAGUUAUCACAGAUUUGCUAGUGGUCAAAACAGCCUUCUCGGUUUCAGGAGACACCAAACAAUCCUUAGUAUUAUCAGGAGGGACAUCCACAGAAGUUAUAUCCUUGGUUGGAGUAUAGGUUCAGAAGCUUCCUUGGACCGUACUGCAAAAGUUGCCUUGUUGGAAGGUGAGCCAUUUCAUUGAACGUGUGCCCCCUCCUAUAUAUGAAGGAUUGAACAAAAUACUCAUUAGAUGUAUCAUUUGACUAAAUCUAAUGAGAAGAAUUUAAAAAACUUCCCCUCGCUGCUUCUUAGCCACACAUCAUCAUCAAGACUAAAACGAAAGCUUUCUCCCAAAAAGAGAAGAGAAACCACCAAAAUAAAUUGAAGUCCCUUCACGCAAAUUACAAGUGAGCACUGAAGCUUUAGUUCCCAAAUUGAAUUCAGUAAUGAAACACUUUUCGAACACAAUCAAGAAGGCAGUAGAGUAGCAUAUGUGACAAACUUCGUCACACUCUGCAAAAGAAUAGGCAAAAUCAUAUCUAAAAAUUAGAAAAAUGUUGAGAAUCAACUCUGAUUUCUUAU